AUGUACUCGGCGACGGGCAUGCUCAUGCUGCUGACGGCGGCGCUGGCGAUCCACGCGCCGUCCGCGUGGGGGCUCGACCGCGCCGAGUUCCCGCCCGGGUUCAUCUUCGGCGCGGCCACGUCUGCUUACCAGAUUGAGGGCGCGUACCUGGAGGACGGCAAGGGCCUCAACAACUGGGAUGUCUUCACCCACACACGGCCUGGGGACAUCACGGAUGGACGGAACGGGGACGUAGCAGAUGAUCACUACCACCGGUACAUGGAAGAUGUGGAGAUCAUGCACGAUCUAGGCGUUAACUCGUACAGAUUCUCCAUUUCGUGGGCAAGAGUCCUGCCAAGAGGCCAUUCGGGAGGCGUUAAUUCAGCUGGAAUUGCGUUCUAUGACCGCCUGAUCGCUGCACUGCUGCAGAAAGGGAUAGAGCCAUUCGUGACCUUGCACCACUUCGAUCAGCCACAGGAACUGGAGACCCAAUACGGCAGCUGGCUGGGCACCGGAAUCCGGGAGGAGUUUGAUUACUACGCGGACGUGUGCUUCAGGGCGUUCGGUGAUCGGGUCAAGUUCUGGACGACGUUCAAUGAGCCCAACGUAUUAGCCAAGGACUCUUACAUGCUGGGAACGUACCCUCCCAAUCACUGCUCCUCACCAUUCGGGACCUGCAACAGCGGCAACUCAUACCGGGAACCCUAUGUCGCGGCUCACAACAUCAUCAUGUCACAUGCUGCAGUUGUCGACAACUACAAGAGAAACUAUCAGGCAAAGCAAGGUGGCUCGAUCGGGAUUGUGAUUGAGAUGAAAUUUUACGAGUCACUGACGAAUAACACGGAGGAUAUCCUGGCGGCACAACGUGCAAUGUCUUUUGAGAUACACUGGUUUUUAGAUCCUUUGUUCUUCGGAGAAUAUCCCAAAGAAAUGCGUGAGAUGUUAUCAUCAAACUUACCAAAAUUCUCCGUAGCAGAAAAGAGACUGCUGCAAAACAAGGUUGAUUUCAUCGGAAUAAACCACUACACUGCAAUUUAUGCCAAGGAUUGCAUGUUAUCUCCGUGUGACCUUAACACUUACGAGGGGAAUGCGUUGGUCCUUGCUAUAGGUGAAAGAGACGGUUUACAAAUUGGAAAACCGACUGCACUCGAUGGUUUUUAUGAUGUUCCAGAAGGCAUGGAGAAGAUCAUCACGUACGUCAAUAAGAGAUAUGAGAAUGUGCCUAUCUAUGUUACUGAGAACGGCUACUCACAACACAGCAGUAACGGUCUAGAAGACUUGGUCAAUGAUGUUGGAAGGGUGAACUACCUGCAUGGUUAUCUCUCAUCUGUCGCUUCUGCUGUCAGGAGAGGGGCAAACGUGCGUGGCUACUUCGUCUGGAGUCUCAUGGACAACUUCGAAUGGGCACAUGGUUUCACCGUACGGUUCGGUUUAUACCACGUGGAUUUUAACACACAAGUGAGGACUCAAAAGAUGUCUGCGAAGUGGUACCAUGACUUCCUGAUGGGUUCUAGGCCGGUGGACGCAUUGCAGACUCUGAGAGCAUAUUCUUGA
Messenger RNA from Lolium rigidum, 1533 nucleotides. RefSeq names its product beta-glucosidase 16-like. The record is from RefSeq and is a predicted model, not a curated record. Gene Ontology annotation, molecular function: beta-glucosidase activity. NCBI's taxonomy places the organism in Eukaryota, Viridiplantae, Streptophyta, Magnoliopsida, Poales, Poaceae. Bases 1 to 1533 code for a protein of 510 amino acids. Gene Ontology annotation, biological process: carbohydrate metabolic process. The transcript has 12 exons.